UUGAUUACUCCUUUCCGUCUGCUUCCCUGUGCAGAGGAAUUGUUGCCUCAUAUGAUCUGAGUCUUCGUCCGUGUUUCAUCUACAGUGUACAAUGUCCCCCUCGGCCACCUCUCUCCCUUGCUUGUGAACACAAAAAAGAGUCCAACCUUGACUUCGAGAAUGUAAAUCGAUUCCUGGCUGAAUCACUUUGGGAACGAAGACACGACAACGACAACGACCUUCUGAUUUCGGGCAUGGAUAUGAUGUCGGUGGGCACCGCUGCCUUCACUACCGCCGCGGCGGCCUCCGGUUCCGACCUGCAUUCCACGAUCAGUUCAACCGGCCCAGCUUGGGCAGCCACCUCCUCCUCCUCGCUCUCUUCCCUCAAUGACUACACCAACUUCCCCCUGGUCCGUCAGGGGGACCGUAUCUAUCUCCGAGACCCCGAAAAUACCUACCCUUUACCAUGCGAUCUUCCCGAGAUCCAUCGCCAGACCCUGCGCUCGCUCAUGCUGAUCCGCGUGUUCGGGGCCCCCUUCUGCAACCCGUAUCUAGCGGACCGACCGCCCCUGCGGGUCCUGGAGAUUGCAUGCGGCUCAGCCCUCUGGUCGGGCAUGUGCCACGAUUAUUUUGCCCGUCGCGGCCAGCGCAAUAUUGCCUUCCACGGCAUCGACCUCGUCUCCGUCGCGCCGGACUUGCGCAAGAAAGGCGUAAAUUGGCAGUUCAAACGACACGACCUCCGCCGCCCCCGCCUGCCGUUCCCUGAUGAGUAUUUCGAUUUUGUUUUUAUCAAAGAUGCUGGGAUGUGCCCCGGCAGUCCAGCCCAUCAGGCGCAAGGCCUGGCUGAGCCGCUGCGGGUGCUCAAGUCUGGAGGGGUCCUCGAAGUUUGGGACUCCGACUCGGUGUUCAGGUCCUUGCUUCCAAACCCCGCGCCUGCUCCCAACUUGGCAUCAAAGGAGCAGGAGAUCGCAGAUGCGACAGCAACAUACACUUUUUCGGCUGCGACCCCUUUCACGAAUGCCCAAAAUAAAUUCUUUCAGGACUAUAACUCUUGGGUAGAGAAGGCGUUUGACCGCCGCAAACUCACGGCACUGCCAUGCGCCACCACAGGCCUCUCCUUCAACGCGGAGGUUGAUGUAUUAGACAAAGUGGAAAGCCGCCGAAUCGCAAUCCCUCUAGGCGAGUUGCGAUGGGAGCGCGAAGGACAUAACAAAGACGGCUGUAAUGGUCCGCGAAGGCAAUUGACCUCCGACCAACUCUCCAUUCGCCGUACGGCCCUUUUGACGGUCAUUCAAAUGAUCGAGGGCAUGGAACCCAUGCUCAUGGAGGCCAGCGGUAAGAGCAGAGACGAAUGGGACCGGUGGUGGACAGCCAUGAUCAGUGAUUUGCUCCAGAAGGGCGGCCUCGCCAACGGAGAGUGUUUGGAAGUAAGUGCUUGGUGGGGACAAAAGAAAUGAAGCCCCCGAUGGACAAUCAAGAUUUGGAGUCUUAACGGAGUAUAUGGUGUUUUUUUUGGUAAACAAUGAUAAAAGGAGGAAACGACAAAAAAAAAAGGCUGCGACCAUUGCUCACGUCAUAUUGGUGAUACCCCGGACUCGAUUUCGUUUAUAUUAUUAUUUCUUUCCAGAUGUAUAUUCCCAUGAAACUUUUCUUUUCUUGGCCACUACUCCUUUUGUGUCUGGCAUUUCAUCUAUUUCCAUAGCGCUGUUUCAAGGUGCGGUAUCGUUUGAGAUAGUAC
Aspergillus ochraceoroseus IBT 24754 is the source of this 1717-nucleotide messenger RNA. Its product is annotated as class I SAM-dependent methyltransferase. Gene Ontology annotation, molecular function: methyltransferase activity. Bases 234 to 1436 code for a protein of 400 amino acids. The record is from RefSeq and is a predicted model, not a curated record. The transcript has a single exon. Lineage: Eukaryota; Fungi; Ascomycota; Eurotiomycetes; Eurotiales; Aspergillaceae.